AUGUCAACAAAAGCUUCCCCAUAUAAGUCUAAGGUAACUGCAGUUGAACCAUUGCAACAAGGUAAAUGGAUCCAGACAAGAAGGAUAGAUUACAACGAUCCCAAUGGGAAACCCAAGCAGUGGGAAAUGGCAGUAAGGACUACGAGAUCUGAAACGACAAAUGUUGAUGCAGUUUCCAUAGUCUCAGUAUUACACCAUGAAAACAAAGCUAAAGAGUUGGUAUUGGUGAAACAAUUCCGUCCGCCAUGUGAAAAAGUAUUGAUUGAAAUGCCUGCUGGUUUGGUGGAUCCUAAAGAAUCAAUAGAAACGACAGCUGUUAGAGAGCUUCUUGAAGAGACUGGCUACCACGGCACAUUCCGUAAACAAUCGCUGAUUAUGUUUAGCGAUCCCGGGUUGACCAAUGCAAAUAUGGUGUUGGCUCAUGUUGAUAUUGAUUUGAAGGACCCCAAAAACCAAAAUCCAGUACCACAAUUAGAGGAAAAUGAGUUUAUAGAAACGUUUACUUUGCCAUUGGAUAAUUUGUUGGAGGAAAUGGAAAAGGUUUGUCAAAAGGAAGGAUGUUCUGUUGAUGCUAGGUUGUAUCAUUUUGCUAAAGGUAUAGAGUUGGCCAGAAGCUUCCAAUUGUGA
Lodderomyces parapsilosis is the source of this 627-nucleotide messenger RNA. RefSeq names its product ADP-ribose diphosphatase (gene YSA1). Gene Ontology annotation, molecular function: ADP-ribose diphosphatase activity. Gene Ontology annotation, biological process: ribose phosphate metabolic process; nucleoside phosphate metabolic process. The transcript has a single exon. NCBI's taxonomy places the organism in Eukaryota, Fungi, Ascomycota, Pichiomycetes, Serinales, Debaryomycetaceae. Gene Ontology annotation, cellular component: nucleus. The record is from RefSeq and is a predicted model, not a curated record. Bases 1 to 627 code for a protein of 208 amino acids.